AUGGCUUUGGAAGAAUUCUACCUAAGUUCAAACCGGCUGACCGGCUCAAUACCUUCGUUGCUAACAAAUAUCACUCUGUUUGACAUCUCCAACAAUAACUUUUCAGGAGUAAUACCAUCAAAUUUUGAAGCCUCCCGACUUCAGAUGUUGCUUAUCUAUUCAAAUCGACUUGGUGGGCACAUUCGAGAAUCUAUUUGCAAAUGCAACAGCUAUUGUAUAUGGAUUUGUCGAAAGGGUGAAAUUCCUCAAUGCUUUGGCAUCCAAAAAAUGCAAUUUCUUCUACUUGGCAACAACAGUUUAUCAGGAAAGUUCCCAGCAUUUUUGCAGAAUAACACAACUUUGGAGUUCUUGGAUCUUGCAUGGAACAAGUUGUCUGGAAGCUUGCCUACAUGGAUAGGAGAUUUGGGGAGAUUACGUUUUGUGCUUCUGGGUCACAAUGCGUUUUCUGAUAAUAUUCCAGCUGACAUAACAAGACCUAGGUCCCUUCAAUACUUGGAUCUAUCAUGCAACAAUUUCUCAGGUGUAAUACCUUGGUACCUAUUGAACCUAACAAUUAUGACAAAAAAAGGACAACAACUUCUAUAUGGUACAACACUUGUAUAUUUUGUGAGCAUUGAUUUAUCAGGUAACUCCUUGACAGGUGAAAUCCCUACAGACAUCACUUCCCUUGCUGCACUGAUGAAUCUGAAUUUAUCAUCAAACAAAUUGAGUGGACAAAUUCCAAACAUGAUUGGGGCCAUGCAGUCAUUGGUAUCUCUUGACCUCUCUGGGAACAAGCUCUCCGGUGGAAUCCCAUUAAGCUUGUCAAGUCUAACAUCUUUGGAAGCCUUGAACCUAUCCUACAACAAUUUAUCUGGAAGGAUACCCUCUGGCCGCCAACUUGACACCCUCAAUUCGGACAACCCAUAUAUUAUGUACAUCGGCAACAGUGGACUUUGUGGGCCUCCUCUCCAUAGCAAUUGUUCAGCAAAUGGUACUUCUAUCCAUGGUGAUCUCGGAAGCAGCAAGCAAGAGUUUGAUCCACUGACCUUUCAUUUUGGUCUUGUGCUGGGACUUGUGGCGGGGCUCUGGAUAGUGUUUUGUGCACUGUUGUUCAAGAGGACAUGGAGAAUUGCUUUCUUCCGGUUCUUUGACGAGGCGUACGAUCAAGUCUAUGUACUUGUGGUUGUGAAGUGGGCAAGGUUUGCAAAGAACACAACUGCAGAAUAA
Molecule: messenger RNA, 1209 nt
Organism: Triticum turgidum subsp. durum (durum wheat)
Lineage: Eukaryota; Viridiplantae; Streptophyta; Magnoliopsida; Poales; Poaceae
Source: the annotation of a GenBank genome assembly